AUGCUGAAGGAGGUUGGCUGCGGGAGCAGCACACCCCCGCCGGGGGAUGGUGCGAUCGGUAAUCGGCAGGUCACCACCAGCGAGAACAACAACACUGAGGUGAGCCUCGGCUGCGGGGGUUGCGGUAGGGAGAUAUCGGAGCGAUGGUACCUAAGGGCUGCCGAUCGUGCCUGGCAUUGCGGCUGUUUGCGCUGCUGCCAUUGCCGUGUCCCCUUGGCAGCGGAGCUGACAUGCUUCGCCAGGGACGGCAACAUCUACUGCAAAGAGGAUUAUUAUAGGUUGUUCGCCGUCUCGAGAUGUUCACGUUGCCGAGCCGGUAUCUCCGCCUCGGAGCUGGUGAUGCGAGCGAGGGAUCUGGUGUACCACGUGGCCUGUUUCACUUGCGCUUCAUGCGGCACCCCGUUGAACAAGGGCGAUCAUUUCGGGCAGAGGGACGGCCUGGUUUAUUGUAGACCUCACUAUGAGUUGCUCUGCUGCGCGGGGGAUUACGGGAGCGCAGCCGGAAGCAUCGAGGACAUCGGUUCGCCGGGGGUGUCGCCGCUUCCGGCUUAUUACAGCGCCGCGGAGCAGAGCCCAAUCACGUCGUCCGGCACCGUGCAGAAGGGCAGACCAAGGAAACGGAAGCUGUCGGAAGUAACCGGCUCCGAACUACCCGUCACGAUGAGGCUGGCUGCUGGGGCGCUCGAGCUGCUCCAUCCCACCGAACUGUCCUCGUCCAUGGAGUCACUGGCGGCGUACGACGCGUCUGUCGGGUCACCUGGCCCCGUCCACCAGAGCCAACGAACGAAGCGCAUGAGAACGAGCUUCAAGCACCAUCAGUUGCGAACGAUGAAGAAUUAUUUUGCUAUAAAUCAGAACCCGGACGCGAAGGACCUCAAGCAACUGGCACAAAAGACGGGGCUCUCGAAGAGGGUGCUUCAGGUCUGGUUUCAAAACGCCCGUGCGAAAUGGCGACGGAACAUGAUGAGGCAGGAGGGCAACACAUCGGUGAGCAACGUGGGUUGCCCCGGAACCCCGGUGCCAUCUAGCACAGGCGGUUCGCCGAACGUGGGACCGUCGGCAAGCAUCCUCGGGGACAGCAACAGCAUGCCGUCGACCUCGAUGGAGGAGCUCCACGCUCUUCAUCACCUACAUUCCGGCGUUUCCUCCCAGGUCUCGUUCUCCGAUCUUUACUGA
Molecule: messenger RNA, 1176 nt
Organism: Dufourea novaeangliae
Lineage: Eukaryota; Metazoa; Arthropoda; Insecta; Hymenoptera; Halictidae
Product: LIM/homeobox protein Lhx9-like
Exons: 5
Coding region: 1-1176 (391 amino acids)
Biological process (GO): neuron differentiation; regulation of transcription by RNA polymerase II
Cellular component (GO): nucleus
Molecular function (GO): DNA-binding transcription factor activity, RNA polymerase II-specific; RNA polymerase II transcription regulatory region sequence-specific DNA binding
Source: RefSeq, a predicted model, not a curated record